This is a messenger RNA of Cyclopterus lumpus (lumpfish), 5237 nucleotides long. RefSeq names its product myelin protein zero-like 1 like (gene mpzl1l). The coding region runs from base 81 to 878 and encodes 265 amino acids. Lineage: Eukaryota; Metazoa; Chordata; Actinopteri; Perciformes; Cyclopteridae. Gene Ontology annotation, cellular component: cell surface; membrane; focal adhesion. The transcript has 6 exons. The record is from RefSeq and is a predicted model, not a curated record.
AGAAGAAAACCCGACUUGUACGGUAGAGGGGUGGACAAAAAAAAAAAAGCAGAGGAACUACUCCUGUUUACAACAACACAAUGGAGCCAAAAUGGUCAAAUAUCAUCUACAAGCGUGUUUUAUUGACUGGAUUUACGCUAUGUGUUGUAUUAGUCUCAAAACCCACGUCGGCGAUUGACAUACACGCCGACCCUGAGGUGAUGAUGCAGAACGGCACCACGGGGACCCUCCGAUGCACCUUUAAGUCCAGUGAGGUGGUCAGCAGCUCCACGUCGGUGACCUGGAGCUUCCAGUCGAGUCAGCCAGACAAUCAAUUCUCCAAAGCUCCGUACACGAUUUAUUACUUUUCCAACGGGAAAGGGUUUCCGGGACAAGACGAGUUCAAAGACAGAGUGCAGUUUAUUGGAGACAUAAACAAGAGGGACGUGUCGAUACAGCUGAAUCCGGCUCAGUUCAGCGACAACGGGACCUUCUUCUGUGACGUGAAGAACCCGCCGGAUGUCACGGGAACGCCGGCACGGACGGAGCUCAGGGUCGUUCUCAAAGAAUCUCUCCCUCAUAGCAACACCACCAUCAUAGUCGGAGCGGUCUGCGGCGCUUUGCUGCUGCUCGUCCUCGUCGCCGUCGCCGCCUGCGUCGUCAUGAGGGUGCUUCACAAUCGCCAUGACUACGAAGGAUGCACGUCCUUGGAUAGCGUGAGCUCUCAGGCUCCGAAACCACGAAAGAAGGUGGAGUCCAGCCUGGAGGUCUCCAGGUCUACCGGUCCCUCGGGUCCACUACAGGGCCCGGUGAUAUACGCCCAGUUGGAUCACUCAGGCAGCAAAACCUCAUUCCACAAGAUGGAGCCAGUGGUCUACGCUGACAUUCGUAAAAACUGAAGAGGAACCCGGGACCCCCAAAAAAAAUAUAUAUAUACACAGUAAAGUAUCAGACCUCUCUAUCAGCUGCUCUUGGUAAGGGUGGGAAUAUUUCAACAGGGACAAAAAUCGGUGCGGUUUCUUUAUCUUUUUCUUAUUCAUCUUUUGUCCUCCGAAAGCAUGAUGCCGUCGCACGAUAGUAACGUCUCCAUGUGCUUUUCAUUGUAAAGGCAGAAAGAAAAAAAACAAGCAUAAGAAACACUCUUAACGGACUCUACAUCAGCCUUUACAUUCUCAGUAAAAAAAAAAAUACCAACGCUUUCAUUGAUAUCAUUCCACAUAUACAGAUGUUUUUAUUUUGUUCUUUUGUAGCUUUGUGCUUGCAAAAAGGUUCUGCAGGCUGUUGCACCAGCUGAAGAUCGAUCUGAAGUGUUAACGCAAACUAAACCACUCGUACGCAAAGCAAACGUAAGCCAACGUCACCGACUAGUGAAGGGAAUUUAUCCUCCUGCAUAGGAACUAGCUAACGCGUGUUUUGUCCGACUAACAUCCCCUCAUUAUUUAUCGAUUAGUCCUCUGGUGUUUAUUUACUAAGCUGGUAUCAAUAAAAGUCUUAAGAGCAGAAGUCUAAACUUCAACAGAUACAAGUCUCUGUUACAAACGACACACUGUAAGUUGUUUCCUCCUGUGAACGCACCGCAAAAUCACACUUGUGCAGGUCAUAAUCAUCAUGACUAUAAAGGGAUCUAUCACAAAACAAUGUGCUGCCAAAUAAACAUGUUCAUUGUCGAUUAACGGUUAAUUAGGAACGACCAAAGCUGGGCAGAUGCGCUGCGAUUCAUUGAUCUUGUGUUGUCGCGUUAACAAAAACAAAAUCAAGAUUUGUAUUCAAACUAAGGCGACGGCUCCAUCCUCCACAAUGUUUAAAAAAAAAAAAAGGGAAAGGUAGUUUUACUUUGUGCACUUCUACGUGAAGAAAAGAGCAACAUCUCCAUUAAACACUAAACACGACAAUAACACUCCUUCCUAUAAUGUUUAAACCAGCUCUCUGUCGUGAAAAAUGAAUAACGGGCCUUUGGACAACAGCUUUGAGUGGCAUCGCACCGCUUCGCUGCUCAAACAAGAAUUUCUGGCCAGAAGUUGUCUUGACGGCGCGUUUAAUCGGUUAAUUAAUUAAUUAAAGGUUCUUCAUACGAUAGUCAGAGCAUUAAUUAGACAGUGAAGUCCUUCUCUUUCUCCGUUGUGUGUUUUUCAUGCUUUAUGAGCAUGUUAGCGCGCCGCUGAUUAGCUCACGGGCACCGCUCUGCGCCGCUCUCGUACGGCAGUUACAGCUGAUAACGACCCCACCCUCCUGUUUCCUUUCAGGUAAACACCGUUAGCUCUUUUGGCACGGUUGGUCGUUGUUUUCCGCUGUUGGCACUGCAAGCCGGCCAUGUUGAGAGCCACGUGGAGGCAAUCAAAAUACUCUGAAUAUCGAAUUUAGCACCUUUAACUUCUUCUGGUCUGAUUUUCAAAAGUCAACGUCCGUUUACAGGUGUCACAGAGCGGGAGGGGGGAAAAAAAGUGAUGUAAAGCUUUUUACGACUCUUCAGGGAGCUGCGUGAAAUCUGAUACAUUUGACUCGAGUGAUGUCACUUGAGUCGCCGUCAGUAAGGGGGCUGAAGAGUUUACAAAAGGAGAAAAACAUAUCUUGAUGUACGUACUGUACUGCUGCAGGGUAGAGGCUACAUUAGCCGCCACUAGCAUAGCAAGGCCCCCCCCCCCACAUAUUGCAUUGUGGGUAAUACAGGCACCGGGUUUUGACAAGGAAGAAGAAUUGCGUGGAAUAAAUGUAGUACUCUUAAUCAGUCCUGUGUCUAUCCAGCGUUACACCUGCUUAAAAGUUCUCUUAACAUCUUCACUGACUUGUACAGUGAAGCUCGUUUCUGUGAGAUUUAAAUGCUCUUAAAUGACAUUCCAGCCGAGCUUCGUUUUGAAUUGACACAACGCCGGUGCAACAGGCUGCUGCAGCCACAGAUCAUCUCCGCUGCUGGGCACUUCCAUAGUGAUCUUGUUUUGUAGGUUUGACAUUGCCUUCAGUAAACCUCGCAUGCAGUUGUAACAACAUCUACAGAUGAAAACUUGGUACUCUUCAGACGGAAGAAGCUGUCUGAUAUUGUGUUACUGUGAAUGCUUCAGUUUUCUUGUGCAGAGUUCUGGCAUGUUGUCGUGGUACCGUUUUUAAAAAUGGCUCCUGUGUGAUUUUUUUUCACCUCAGUGGAACAUCUGCUUUAACCAGUUGUUUGUUUUUAGUUUUUAUUUUUAAGUGCAUAUGAACAAAAAGGAAAUGCAAUCCGAGUAGAGUUUUUGUGUUUUGCAUCACACUUAAAAAAGUAUUUCUUCCCAUUUGUAAAUGUGAUAUGAUAUAAGUUUUAUUACCUGGGCUUUUUGUCAGCUUAGUUUUGAGUAAUUUAGAAAUAUGCGUUGAAACUAAAUGUUCUACUGAGGUGAAACAUCUUCCCUGAAAAUUGGGAGCUCUCAUUUGUUGGACAAAACGAAUGAUACAUACACUGUUUGCAUGCAAUUUACUAACAUAACAUUCAUUAUUAUGAAAAUAUCAAUUUUCCCAUCCUUGUAUCAUGUAAAAGCUCUUUUUUUUGUUUCCAAACUAAUGGGCCAAAUAUGUAAUACCAACAGUAAUAUUAAAAACAGUUCUUUGCUUUUAAGCUUUAAAAUGCAUUCCAAAUGUAAAUGCUUAUGUUAUACAGUUUGAAGCAUUUAAAAGCCAAAUUUAUGUUUUCAGUUAACAAUGUGGUCAGAUAUUUGUUUUGCAACCAAGUCUUAAUGCCGAAAGCUUCAGCUUGUGAUUCCGAAUGCACCUUGUUGACCAGUAUUUGUAUAUAUUUCUUGCUCAUGUAAGAUAUAGUGCUGUUUACUGUAAUUCAUUCCAGUGUGGUUUGGCUGCAGAUGUCUUUCCAGAGGAGGAAAGCCGUUUGCUGUAGAGGUCUAGAAAGUUGGUGGCAUGCUCAAUGUUUUCUCUUUUGUUUGUUUUUUUUCUUAAUUAUUAUUUGUCAGCGAACACUAGCAUGUACAGUGCCUGCAGGGAGUGUCGAGCCUGUCGAUCCAAAGUGCCGUGAAUCAAACUUUUAUUUAGUUUGAAGCGUGCACAAAAAUACCCCCCCCCCCCCCACACACACACACACACACACACACACACACACAGACGUUUCUUGAGCUUUUUUCUUGAACGGUUGCAUUUAUAUUUAAAUCCAGAAUAUUUUCUUGGCCACUAGGGGGAGGCAGAAACAAAUUGCUGCUAAAUGCUCCACCAGCUAGUCGCUAACGGCGUCCGUCUGCUGUUUAUCGUGCUGAGCAGGUCGUGUUCGGACUUAUUGCAUAAUAUCAAAAUAAAAGCAGAGGCUGGCUGGACUCGAGUCAUUCGUUUGAGAACCACCAAAGUAAUAAUUAUCGCGUUUGUACCAAAUAUCACGACAAUUAAUCAAGAAUGAAGGGAACCUUUCAUUUAAUUAUGAAUAACUCCGGCCAAUAAAAACCUGCAUUCCCCCUUUUUUAUUUAAUUAAAGUUGGACCUCCAGCUUUUGGGGGCUAACCACUUGUACAUUCACAACUAGAAAAAUCUUAAUUCACUCCAUUUUGGCUCGACUCUGGCACCACACGAUGAAGGAACUGUCGCCUUCUAUCUUUUUAAAAAAAAUUUUUUAUUGUUUUGUUUCUACUCUCAGUUUACAGCAUGUAUUUCCGUGUAAUUCACCAAAAAUCCAAAAGAAACCAACCUGUAUGAUACCGACGAACCUUUUUACUGCUGGUCGCUUCGAUAACCGUGUCUAACCGUGACUUUGUUGCAGUGUUUAGUGCUGUUGUAGAAAUUGUGAUGUAAACUAUAAAUUAUGAUUAUUAUUCGGCGUGUUGGUGUCCUGAAGUUCUGGGUGGACGCAGCGUUCACUCCUCUCAUGACGAGUCUUAAAAAGUGCGUGCUUCGUGUUCUUCGAUGGUAAAUAGUUGUGUGUUAUUUGAGAAUUGUUUGGUAUGUUAUGUUGUAAAAUCUGCACUAUGUCUUACAAAUCAAAGACAAACAAAUUCCCUGUGAUCAUUUUGUUUUGUUUUUAUUUUUCGUUCAUCUCCGAGUGACCUUGGCCUCUCUCUCUCUCUCUCUCUCUCUCUCUCUCUCUCUCUCUCUGUUUAACGUCUUUAAAACUGGAAUGUUGUACAUUUAGUGCCUUUUACAUUUCAUCAGCUAACUUGAACACCUGCUCAAAGUAGAGAAAAAAAAAGAUAAGAUUCAUUUAUUUUCCUUUUUAUUGUAUGUAUUUUUUUAUACACAUAAUAUCGCCUCUGUAUCCACUGUUCAAAUUUUAUAUAAAACCUAUUCCUGGCCAAUUA